UUUUUUAAAAAAAAAAUUGGUCAUGUUCUUAGGAGCAGUUAAACAGUCUGUCAUGGCUGAGGUUGUGCACUGAUGAACAUACAAACAAAUACGAAUAUUAAACACAAUCGUAUUUAUUGUCUCCUCUGCCCAUUUCUUCUCUUCACCCAAGUUUCUCUCUCUCUCUCCCAGGAAAACUUUCUCUCGUUUUCCCAGAAGAUUUUUUUUUUCUCACGUUCUCGAUCCCAAGUUUUUCUGCUACUUUCCCGAGAAUCUGUCUCUGUUCAUACAGAAUCCCAAGUUUUUUUUUUGUUUAUGUACUCUGCAAGAUAUUUCCUUUUUUGGUCUAAGAAGUUGAAUCAAAUCACUUUGAUCUCUGAAAUGUCAGCUUGUUCAUGGUUUUUCUAGCUCCAGAGAUUUUUUUUUUCCCGAGAAAAUGCAUAAUUUUCUCAAUAGCCAGGCAUUUUCCCUCGCUUUCCUUCUCCUUCCUCUUCUUCUUCUUCCAACAUUCUCAGAAUCACAGCUCACAUCAAGUGAAACAAGAAGUCUCUUUGAAAUCCAGAAGCUCCUAGAACAUCCAGAGUCUCUACGAUCAUGGAACAACUGGACCAACUUCUGUUUUCUCCCUUCCUCUCCUUCCCUGAGAAUCGUCUGCUCCGAUGGCCAUGUAACCGAAUUAACCAUCCUAGGAAACAGAACCGUCAAGCUGUCGGAAACAUUCUCCAGUGACUCGUUCUUCACUGUUCUUACCAAACUCUCAAGCUUGAAAACCUUGUCUCUUGUCUCUCUCGGCAUCUCUGGUCCUUUCCCUUCGAAGAUCACGAGGUUAUCAUCUCUCCAAGUUCUGAAUUUCAGCUCUAAUUUCAUCUCUGGCCCUAUCCCGAAAGAGAUUGCGUCGUUGAAUGGCCUGAGAAGCCUUGCUCUUGCCAACAAUCUGCUGAACGCAACUGUUCCGGAUCUCAGAGGGCUGCUGGAUCUUCGAGAGCUGAAUCUCGGAGGUAAUCGUCUCGGCCCUGAAGUUCCUUCGCUCGCAAGCAAUUUAAUCACUGUUUCAUUGAAGAAAAACUCCUUCGGAUCAAAGAUUCCAGAACAGAUCAAGAAGAUGGGUAAGCUUCAAAGCUUGGACCUUUCCGACAACAAGUUCACUGGGCCAAUCCCGGAUUUUCUGUUUUCACUUCCUUCUCUCCAGAACCUCAGUUUGUGUCGGAACCUGUUAUCUGGGUCAUUUCCAAACUUGACAUGCAGCUCAAAGCUCAGAACUUUAGACGUUUCUCGGAAUCUUCUUACGGGAAAGCUUCCGUCUUGCUUUUCUUCCAAGAGAUUCCAGAAUCACACAGUGAUUUAUUCCUUCAACUGUUUGUCUAUCAAUGGAACUCCCAGCGCAAAGUAUCAGCGUCCAGCUUCUUUCUGUAAGAGCGAAGCAGAGCAAGCGGUGGCUGUGAAGCCAGUUCCAAAGGAACAGAAGAAAGAUUCUGAAAUCAAACUAGGGGUACUGAUUGGUAUAAUCGUGGGUGUGGUCAUCGUCACAUCGGUUUUGGCUCUGUUGAUUCUGAUUAUAAUGAGAAGAUCACGAUCAGAAGCAGAAGCAGAGCAAUCUGAAGGGAACAAUGUCGAGAGACAUGCCUUUGAUAAAGUCUCUGUUUGCAGCACCACCACCUCAAAGACAGUACCAGAUUCAAGACGUGUGCCACAGACGAUGAGAUCGGCCGUGAUUGGUCUGCCGCCGUAUCGGGUUUUCAACUUGGAGGAACUGGAAGAAGCAACCAACAACUUCGAGGCAUCAAAUCUGGUCGGUGAACAGCUGUACAGAGGUUUUCUUAGAGAGGGCAUAGCGGUGACGGUGAAAUGUAUAAAGCUGAAGCAGAAGAAUUCACCACAGAACUUGGCUCAGCAGAUGGAAGUGUUGUCUAAGCUAAGGCAUAUGCAUUUGGUCAGUGUUCUUGGACACUGCAUUGUCACUUACCAAGAUCAUCAUCCUUAUGCCGGAAGCACAAUCUUCGUCGUCCAAGAAUACUUCUCUAACGGGUCGUUGAGGGAUUUCCUCACAGAUUGGAGGAAGAAAGAGGUCUUGAAAUGGCCUCAGCGAAUGGCAAUAGCAAUUGGAGUUGCUAGAGGAAUACAGUUCUUGCACACGGGAGUGGCACCUGGAAUCUUCGGGAACAAUUUGGAUAUAGAAAACAUCCUGCUUGAUGAAACACUCGGUGCAAAGAUCUGCGGCUAUACCAUUCCCUUACCACAUUCCAAGGUCGGAGCAGGGAGUCCUCUUCAAGGAAACCAAGCGAAAAGUCCACUCGGAAAUGAAGACAGAGAGAAAGAAGACGUUUACCAGUUCGGAGUGAUACUGCUUGAGAUCAUCACAGGCAGAGUGGUGGCAUCUUCCUCAGACAUGGGAGGUUUAAAGCUUCAGCUGGAGAAUGGAUUGAAGGAAGAGCCCUCGGUGUUGAGAAGCUUGAUAGAUCCGUCGGUGAGAGGGACAUAUGCUUACGAGUCGUUGAGAACGACUGUGGAAUUCGCCAUUAACUGUCUCUGCGAAGAUCCGAGCAAGAGGCCGUCGAUUGAAGAUGUUGUCUGGAAUCUGCAGUACACAAUUCAAGUGCAGCAAGGAUGGACAAGCAGCGGUAACCUUGGCAUUGCUACAUAGAAUCAUGUAGAAUACAAGUACUUACCUUCAAAAUUUUUUGUGCUUUAAAGAUAAAUGUUUCAAAUGCAAUAUAAUAAGCAAAUGAAUGUAAUGCUCAAGCAAAUGCCUAACCUCAUAGAUUCAUUACAGCAUCUAAGAUUAAUCAAAUAUCACCCAAAACAUUUUAUUCAA
Molecule: messenger RNA, 2791 nt
Organism: Tarenaya hassleriana
Lineage: Eukaryota; Viridiplantae; Streptophyta; Magnoliopsida; Brassicales; Cleomaceae
Product: probable LRR receptor-like serine/threonine-protein kinase At1g14390
Exons: 7
Coding region: 416-2620 (734 amino acids)
Biological process (GO): protein phosphorylation
Cellular component (GO): membrane
Molecular function (GO): protein binding; protein kinase activity; ATP binding
Source: RefSeq, a predicted model, not a curated record